Molecule: messenger RNA, 12428 nt
Organism: Pseudonaja textilis
Lineage: Eukaryota; Metazoa; Chordata; Lepidosauria; Squamata; Elapidae
Source: RefSeq, a predicted model, not a curated record
CUUGGAGGGCUUUUUUUUUUCUUCCCCUACCCCCCUCCUCUCCUGUCCGCCAAAUACAAGCCAUGGAAGUUUCCUUGCUUUUCUGCGCUGGCGGAUUGCAAAGCCAUGCCUCUUCUUAAGGCUCUUCUUCUUCCUUGAAAACCCAGCAAACCUGCUCUGCACUACACAGAGAAUGUCCUGACAAAUGUGCAGGUUUCUCCUGAAAUGAAGAACAUUUGCAAGACUCCAUGAACUCUUAAUUCCAGUGACACAUCUAGAGUUUGAUAGAAAUGGCCCGGGAUGCCAGAUCUUCACGAUUAAUUAAAAAAGAGGAGAUAAGCAAAAAGAAGCUGAGUCCUGUUAAAAAGAAAUCUUGCCAAGGAACAAAAGAUGCCAAAAAAGAGUCCUCAAAGAAAGAGUGUCCUACAAGCUGUAGAAAAUCAAUCGAAAACCAAAAUGGUGGCAAGAAAAAAUCCCAAAGAUGUAAAUCUCCAUUAAGUUCGCCAUGCCGAUUUCUCCGGAGCAGCGUAACCAAAGCCUUUUCUGGAACAUCUUGGAUGAACCUGGAAUUAACUGAUAAUGUUCUCUUCCACAAUCAGCCUCCUUUGAGCUACGGUGGGUUUUCCAUGACUCUCCGCAGGAAACCGUUUUCCCAUAGGCUGUUUCAAGCAUCGACAAUCACAAAAGCUAAGAAGAGCGGCCCAAGAAAAAGACAGCAAGUCAGAUCAGGAAUUUCCUCUGCACUAGAAAGGAAAGAAGUUGAACAGACUACAAGAGCCUUUGCACGAGAUUUAAACUUGAAUAGCGAAUUGCCUUCUCCCAAAGGAGACAAGGCCCCAUGUUCUCAGGAAACAGGCUGGUCCUCUGUAGAUGAUAAUCAAGCCAAAAAGAGAGGGAUAAUGCACCCCUCGAAAAUUUCUGUUUCUAAUAAUGGUGUGAUGGAUACUUGUAAUUCAGGAAUACUAGAAGAAGAACACAGAUGUGAAGAAUUUGUUUCCAGUGAGCAGGCCCUGGAAGAUUUGUUUACUAAUACCUCAAAUGAAAUUUUGUCUGAGCCUCUUCUCCAUCAAUUACACCUUGACUUUGACACUACUUUAAGGGUACAGGAAGAUGAAUUGGGGACACCUGUAGAACCAUAUGCAAAGAGUAACCUGAAUUUACUUCCUGUCCCCCCAGAACAUUUAUGUUCACAUUCCUUUUCCAUGUUGAGCCUUUCCUCAGAACAAGACCUGGCGUUGCCUAAUAAAAGUCCGGAGACUUCUCUGGAAUCUCAUUCCAAAACUGAACAUGAUACGGUGCUACAUCCCUGUGUAUCUGAUGCUGCCAUUUUGAUUACCUCUGAACUGAUCUCAAAAUUGCACCUGGAUGACCCGUCUGCACUGCCAGAACCCCUGAACAAACCAGAUGCUGAGCCUCUGAUUGCAGAAGAGAAGUGUUUGCAGGGUGCCUCUGGACCAGAAGGUUGCUUCAAAGAACCAGGCCUUGGAGGAGAACCCCCUACACCAGAAGAUCUGGCGCUGGUGCCAAGCAGCCAAACACUUGAUUCUUCUUCUUCCCACUAUAGCUGUGAGCCACCAAACGAGCAGUCAGUCUGUGAACAGAUUUCUAGCAUUUCUUUGAGUAAUUUCGUCUUGGAUGACCUUGAACGGACGCUUGAAAGGAUCGCUGCAGAAGCAUUUGGUUUCGAUCCAGCCUCUGCACCCUGUAAUCCAGAAAGAAACACCACUAGUCCAGUCAGCAGGGAAGCGUCUGAAAGAAGUUUCUCACAGUCCCCUAAUGCAAGGCUGCCCUUGGCUACAGGAGAGGGGGAAGAGCCAAGGACAGCGCCACCUAACAAGUACGUUCCGAGGCACCCGGAUCCCUUGCUACAGCUGGGAAGAGAUGGAAAAAUCACCAACUGUCCCCAGGAUCCCAAGAAAUGUGACACCAACACAGCGGUGGCAUCCGAGCCCUCCCCUUUUGAAUCUCCAACUGGUGGGUGCCUCGCCUCUUUGCAACCUGUGCUGGAAAAGAAAAAAAGAAGGCGCUGUGGAGUUUGUGAACCUUGUCUGCGGAAAACUAACUGUGAAGAGUGUAGCUGCUGUAGGAAACGCAAGACUAGCCACCGGAUAUGUAAAAAGAGAAAAUGUGAAGAACUGAAGAAGCCCCCACCGUCCAUUCCACCUUCAAAGCAGCCUGCAGAGGUGCUAACUGAAAACAAAAGGCCUCAGAGAAGGAAGCGAAGAGUUCCAAAGGGAGAUCUGAAAAGCAAACUAGUAAAUGGCUGCAGAGCAGAGCUUCUGGAAUAUGUUGCAUAUGGCCAUGGUGAAAAAUACAAGUUGAAAGCAAACUACUCACUGCCCUGGGAAGAUGUGCAGACACAUGAAAAAGGAAGUAUGGCCGGCUUAGAAACAGAGAAGUGGGUGCCGAAUGAAAAUCCAUCACUUAAUAUCCAUGUGAAUGGAGAUGUCUGUAACGCUGAAACCAGGGAUGAGAACUUAACACAUUUUGAAAAGGACGCAAAACUGGUUUAUUCUUCCAGCAUAAUAGAUGAGGCCCCCAAGUUAUUUGCACAUACAGCUAGAAAUGGCAUUAAAAUCUUACCGCAUUCACCAGCAGAAUGUGACACAUCAUUGAAAUCAGAUGUGAGCACACUGAAAAAAGCAGAUGUGAAUACUACUGCAAAGCUGGCCAACAGCUGCAAUCACAGUAACUCCAGUGCCUCCUGGAGUGAAGCGGCUCAGCUGAACAGCAUCUACCCUUUGGCAACUGGAACAUAUGGUGCUAUUCCAGAAAAGAAGGACUGCGUUGUAAGCCACCAGACAGAAAACCCAAAUGCCAUUCAGGAAGCCGAAAACUCGCUAUUGCAAACCAUUUCACUUUUACACUUGCAGGACAAGCCACCCUGUACUCCAGUGCUUGAAAAGGGUGCUUGUCUUGAUGAUGGUGCUUCAGAUAUUCCUAGUAAGGAUUCCCAACCUGAAGAUUUGCAACUUCAGUCAACUUUUUUAUCUCUGAUUAAAAAUAGAAAUUUAACUGUGGAACAGGUGGUAGCUAUUGAGGCAUUAACGCGUUUGUCAGAGGCCCCUUUAGGCCAUUCUUCACCAGCUAAACCAGAAGGUGUAGAGCAGCAAACGUCGCAUUUGCUGAACAGUUACAAAAAGGAUAGCCCAUGUCCCUUAAAAUCAUCUGCACUGAAAGUAAUAAAAGGGACUUGCCCACAAAAGGACCCGCAGCUUUUUCCUCAUCCUGCCUCACAGAGGAGAAUCCACCCUAAGGGUCUGUUCCACAAGGCUCAAGGUGCUAUUUCUGAGUUCCCCGGUAAAUCUUCAGGUCCCUCUAACUUACUGCGUAGGUUGCAUUGCACCUCAAAAGACACCAGACCUUUCUCUGCUUUAGUGUCUGGUGGAAAUUCAGGUAUUGCUACCAAGAAAUGCCCUCUUCAUCAUAAAACUUCUCUCGGGCCAUGUUCCAAAAACUCAAGUACCGUCAGACAGUGGUGGAACAGAGGAGAGACGCUUGGCAAAUGGGAAGGAAAGGCUGUUCACAACCUGAAUUUAAAAAGCAGUUCUGUAUUUAAGGGUGGGGUUCACAGCCAAGAUGAAGAAGAGGUAGCCACCCAGUUAACUCAACUCGCAGCAAUAAUUGAAUCAAGCAGAACCAGCCCCAAUCCGAAGACAACGACAACCCUUCUCGGUCGAUUACCACCUGAUAUGCAAUCCAAAAAUAAGCAGGAUCAGUGCCUAUUACAGAAGAAACAAUCGGUAUUUGGGAGAAACAAUUACAGCUCCUUGUUAGUCAAGCAAAGGCAGCCCCCUCGGAAGAAUGAGAAAUCGGUGCCGAGGGCCAAAAGAUUGAAGAAGAAACCUCAAGUAGCACUAGACCAACCAAGUCAGCUACAACAAGAAUGCCAGUACAGUGAAUUGCAGGACAUACAGAAAAAACCUUCCAAACUGCGCAGGCUUGGGCGCAUUGUGUCACAAGAUGCAAAGCUGUCAGCCUUGGGGAAAAAAUCUUCCAAAACCAAAGGACAGAAGGCGCGGAAUCGGAGUGCUUUGUCAUCCCAGCAAAAACCAGCGGUAUUAUUUCUUCCCAAAACUCAGAUAAUAUUCCAUCGGCCUUUACCGGCUUCAAUACAAGGCAAAAUAAGAAACAAGCCAUUAGGCUGUGAAAUGGUGCCAGAGCCCCUCAAAACAACCUGCUUUAGCGAUGCACAAGGCGCCAGCAGCCAGAGUGGGGUCACAGGGGCUCUUCAACAUGGAGCCCCGCUUUCUAGUAAUCUGCUGACUGUUCCUCAGUUAAAAACAGACUUUUGCAUAAAACAAGCAAGUGAAAACGGGCAGAUGUUUACAGAAAAAGGCAAGAAUUCUCAGGUACAACAAACCAUGAAUAUCCCUCAGCUGCAUCCUUUUCCUCAGAUCUUCAGUCAGAGAGCUGAUGGUGACAUCUGCGAGGAAAGCCAAGCUAAACCACAGGACACUGUGGAACAAAAGGAUCAAAAUCUGCAACUGCUCUCUCGUAACGGUGGCGAUGGCUUGCCAGGGGAUACCAUGCACACUCUUAGAAAUGUGGAGCAUGUAAGUGAAGCUACAUUUCCAACAUUAAGAACUUUAGAGACUGAAAAGCAACAGGGUACUGGGAACUUAAGGUGUUCUCCAACAAAGAAUACACUCAGUAGUUUUCUUGAAUCUCCCAUGACAUUCUUAGAUACCCCUACAAAGAAUUUAAUUGAUACACCUUCAAAGAAAGGACAGAGUAAUUUUCCAACCUGUGACUGUGUGGAACAAAUUAUAGAGAAGGAUGAAGGUCCAUAUUAUACACACCUUGGAACGGGCCCGAAUAUUGCUGCAGUCAGAGAAAUAAUGGAGGACAGGUAUGGAGCAAAAGGAAGUGCCGUAAGAAUAGAGGUAGUGGUGUAUACAGGCAGAGAAGGAAAAAGUUCCCAGGGGUGUCCAAUUGCCAAGUGGGUGAUACGGAGAAGUAGUGAUGAAGAAAAAUUGCUGUGCUUAGUUCGUCAGCGUGCAGGACAUCACUGCCAGACUGCUGUGAUUGUGAUACUUAUUUUGGCUUGGGAAGGGAUUCCUCAUCUUCUUGCUGACACGUUGUACAAGGAACUGACCCACAGUCUCAGAAAAUAUGGCUGUCCAACUAGCCGUAGAUGUGCAUUAAAUGAAGAUCGUACUUGUGCCUGUCAAGGUCUCGAUCCAGAGACAUGUGGGGCAUCCUUUUCAUUUGGCUGUUCUUGGAGCAUGUAUUACAAUGGCUGUAAGUUUGCCAGAAGCAAAAUCCCCAGAAAAUUUAGACUUCUCACAGAUGAUCACGCCCAAGAAGAAAAUCUGGAAAACAAUUUGCAGACUUUAGCUACUGAUGUGGCUCCAUUAUAUCAAAAACUUGCCCCUGAUGCUUUCUACAACCAGGUGGAGAAUGAGCAUCUGGGGCCUGACUGUCGUCUUGGGAGCAAGAAAGGCCGGCCUUUCUCUGGUGUGACAGCUUGCAUUGAUUUCUGUGCCCAUGCACACAAGGAUACUCACAACAUGCACAACGGAAGUACUGUGGUUUGUACUUUAACAAAAGAAGACAACCGUACAGUAGGUGUGAUACCAAAUGAUGAGCAGCUUCAUGUGUUGCCUCUUUACAAAAUAUCACAAACAGAUGAAUUUGGCACAGAAGAGGGGCUGGAAGCCAAGAUUAAAACGGGGGCCAUCCAGGUGCUAACUGCUUUCCCCCGAGAAGUGAGGAUGUUAGCUGAGCCACGUAGGGCAACCAAGAAAAAACCGGACGCAAAAAAGCAAAGUUUAGCUGAAAAAAAGCAUUCUGCGCCUGUAAGGGGAAAAAAUGGACUGCCAGAAAAUACUAAGAGAGCACCACAAAGUUCAGGGGGCAAAAUGAAUAUAGUCCAACCUGAGACAAAAAUGGAGACAGCUGAAUACUUUUCUAGCAUAAAACCUAAUUUAGGCAUUGCUACCGAUUGCUCUCUGUUGAAGCAACAUGCUCCAUCCUCUCCUUUAAAACUGGAUAGUUUAUCCUCUAGCUCUCAAUUAAGUGGUGGUCUAAUGCCAGUAACUAAUAGCCAAGAAGAUGUUUCUACUCCCUACGGGUAUUUACAAUGCAGUAGUAAUAAACCUCAUGUGACAUCCAAAGGUGGUAAUAACGUUGACAUGUCCUCUCAUGAUUAUACUGGAAUUGUGAUGGAUGAGAAGAGAAAUGGUGUGCCCCUGCUUCUUCAAGACCUGACUACGUCCAGGCCCACAGUCAACAGAGAGAAUCUGCCCUUGACCACUGAACACAAACUAGCUAACAAGCAAAAUUGUGAAGUUAACUUAAAGUCCUCUUCUGCCUCCCAGGUAGCUAGCUCUUGUGAGUCAGUGUUGCAACUGGACAACAUUGAAGAAGAUAUCUCUAGUAAUGGUUCUUCCCAAGAGCACCCAAUGCAAAAGAGUGGAUUACGGCAAAGCCCAGGUUGUGUAGAAAACGGCUCCAAUGGCCAGCUCUUAAAACACGCAGAUUCUGAAGAAAAAGCAGAAGAAAUGUGGUCUGAUAGCGAGCAUAACUUUUUGGAUAAUGACAUUGGUGGGGUAGCUGUAGCGCCAUCCCACGGUUCCAUCUUGAUUGAAUGUGCACGGCGCGAACUGCAUGCCACCACACCUCUUAAAAAGCCCAACAGGAAUCAUCCCACGCGGAUCUCUUUAGUCUUUUACCAACACAAAAACUUAAAUGAGCCAAAACAUGGGAUAGCCCUGUGGGAGGCCAAAAUGGCAGAGAGAGCAAAAGAGAAAGAAGCUAGAAAAUCAGGAACUGAAACCACCGGUCUGCCAGCUACUGACAGGAAUGCAAAUCAGACCAAUGCAACCCAAGAGAUUUUCUACAAAGAAAAUGAAUUCAACCAAAUUCCAUCUCGCAGAGCAUUAACAGUAACUCAUGAUAAUAUUCUAACAGUGUCUACUUAUGCCCUCACGCGAGUUGCAGGGCCCUACAACCAUUGGGCAUAAGCUCUUAUAGCAACAACACAACUAUUGCCUUGGAGCAGUGUUACACAAUCCUAAAAGGUGCUGUUAAAGAACAAAGUCUCAUAUGGUUUACUCUUUGUUCAUCUCAACCAUUUUGAAGGCUGAGGUAAAAAUUAUUUUGUUUUUAAACUGUGACUUUAUAUAUUUUAACAUCUGGUGAUUCUCAAGUGUGUAUAUAAAUGUGCAUUCACAUGCAUGCACACGUGUGCACACAACAUUUAAGAAAAAUUGGCUAGGUUAUUAACUGAUUGAAUUACUUGGUUUAUUACCUUUUUUGGAAUUUAUACUUUGGUGCUUUGAAUCGUCUAUUUAUUAUAAAUGGGCUUUUCAUAAAGAUUUUAACUGAUUUCAUCUUUUAUUAUGUAAAAUCAAGUUAGACAGUAUUAGCUAUACACAGAUCUUGGUGCUUAAUCAUAUUGAACAGUUAAAAAUAAGCUGAUUUUAUUUCUUCAUGGUGCCAUUGCUCUUACAGCUUCCAAUCACUUGCUGUGAAUCCCAGCUUACGGAGAAAGAACCAAUGAUGAUUUAUUUGUAUAUAGAUUUUUCUCAUGUAUGUAUAGUUUGUGUGUGCAUGUGUGUAUGAUCCACAUGCAUUCACAUGCAAAUAAAUAUCACUAGUAAUGAUUGGAGGUUAUUAAUGUAAAUACAUAUAAAUAUAUAUAUUUAAAAGCACUUUCUAUUUUUAAAGUUAACUUGAAAUAGUAUAAGGAUCACAUUUGUCUAAGGUUUGUGCAUUCUCUACCAAGGAAUUUAUUUUUUCGUACUAUAUAAAGUUCCAUAUUGCUACAUCAAUUCAUAGAUAUUGAAAAUACUUGGGUUUUAGGUUCUUCCUUUUUCUUUUUUCCAUUGCUUUUGUUACUAAAUAAAAAAAGGUGAUAAAGUCCAGAAAUUCACUAUUUGCAAAUAUAAAUUAAGUCACUUAUCUAUACUUGUAUUUCUAGGGUCUUUUUUAAAGAAGAAUUUAUAAUUUGAGCAAUAAGGGCAAAUGUUAUCUCAUGGGGGGCAUUCCAAGUUUUAUGGGACAAUACAAUCGAGCAUCAUCCGUGGUGUAGUUCCAUGCAUCUUGAAGUCACCCUAUUAGGAUUAUUCUUUUUCUGGGGCCUCAAUGCGUAAAUUGCAAUGCCUUGUUAACAGGUUGGAUUUUAAGGGAUCUGCCCUAUCAGCAGUGUAGGAAUACAUCUGAAUUUAUUAUGCAUCCAAAAUGUUCUUCAGUGGUGAAAUGGCCAUCAGCCUGAUCUAGGCAGGUUUACUUGAAGCCCAAUCCCAUUGUAUUCAGUGGGCUUUCUGCCAGUGAACAUCUGAUUAGUAUAUGCAGUUUUUUUUUUCCUCUCCUUCACCUCUGAAAGACACACUGAGAUAUCCAAGUGAUUCAUUCUACAAUGUGCAUAGUUCCACAUCUCACUUGGUAUCUCCAGCCAGGAAAUAAGGUCUGUAAUGGGGCAGCGAUCUAUGUUGGAGACCCAUCCAGAGUACAGUAUCCGGCCUCUUGUUGUAACAAUAUGCCAUUUCCAUUUUGCAUCAUACUCUUUUCUGAAUGGUAACUAACCCAGGCAGCAUUACAGGGUCAGAGUUUGCAAGUGUUUCCAACCUGGGAACCCUGUUCAUUGUUCCAGCUUACACUUUCAUGUGCCCAGAGUUUGUUAGUUGAAAGUGCAAUGGCUGGAUUGAUCAACUCAAGUUUUUGUUUCAGUCAACAACCAGGGAAAGCAACUGCAAAGAUAUAAUCAAUCUAAAUAAGGAUUUGGCUGAAGAGAUUGAAUUGUGCAAGGCAAAGUUCCAUUUUGUAGGUGGAACUUAACUAGAUUGAAGUUCCCAGUUCAAUACUAAAGGCAGAAUGAUGUCUUCCAGCAGACCUGAAAGCUGCCAACUAGCUUAACCAAUAUAACGUCGGCUCUAUGUAGGUUACCUACGGCUGGGGUUUCCUAACAUCUUGCUGCCACUUCUCGUUUCUUAGCAUCUGUUAUUUGGAGCGGCCACAUCUUUUGUUUAACAGAAGUAGCAUUAAAUGAGCCAAUACUCGCAGAGCUUUAAUAUUAAAUACUGAAAAACUCAAAUGUACACGGCAGCAUCUGUGUGAUAAAAACUGCUUUUGUCAGUUCUGAUGAGAAGCAGGACUAUUAAAAUAUAGCUCAGGACUUUGGGCAGCUAGAAUCAGGAGAAUUUGGUAUAUUUGGAAUAAAGAAAAGGGAAGAAGAAAUUUAAGUAACAAAGAUCAUAAUUUAGACAACUGGAUGCCAGGGAUUUUAUCAGUCUUAAUUAUUUCCAUGGUCUAAAUCAGGGGUCUCCAACCUUGGCAACUUUAAGAUUUAUGGAGGUCAACUCCCAGAGUUCCUCAGCCAGCAAAGCUGGUCUAAAUUACUAAAUUAUUGAAGCUAAACCAAUGAGUUUGACCAGUCCCAAUUUGAGUAGAGCUGUGCGUGUACAGGAACAUUUGAUUCCAAAUAAUAAAUUAAUUAAAUCACCUUGCAUCCAUUUGUCCCAAUGACAUCAUCUUAAUUUUAAAAAUUAUGGGACUAUCUCAGGCUUUUCUUUUUUUAUGGUGUAAUUUGAACUAGCCAGUUGCUAUUAUAUUGUGAGCUUUUGGGAGUAAACAUACCCUGUAGUUUAUAUACAAAAAUGAAGCUAUUUACUAAUAAUCCAAUUUAAUCAGGGCAGUCAUGAGGCUAACUCUUGAUUUUACAUCUCUCUCUUUUCUUCUUCGUCUCCAUGAUGUGCCACCAGGAUAACCAGAAAUAAAAGAUUCGUGAUAACAUACUUGAUAAUAUCUUAUAGUGGUGCUGUAACAAAUAAAUUUCUAGAUCUGCUUUUUUAACAAAAUCUAGACAUGGUGCUUUUACUAUUAAAUGUCUACCCUUCUGUAUUUAGUCUGAAAAUAUAAUUCAGAAACGAAGAAAUAGUUGAUUUAUAUAGCUUGUCCCAGCUUUCUCCAAAUAAUUUGUUGAAUGGUGGUUUAUUGGAGUGGAAGUAAAAACAUAUUAAAGGCACUAGGCUUGGGGAAAACUGGUUUAUUCUUUGUCACCUAUGAUUCUGAAGUUCAGAAUGUGGAAUUUAUUUCAGUUAUUCACAUAGUCCAUUUGCGUGAUAGUAGACCUUCACACUGGUCUAAGCUUCAAGGCAACCAUCAUCCACAGCACUCCCAUGGUAGACCUCCUGCAUUUCAUCCAUCCAAAUGGGCAAUUACCCAUAUUUUCAUCUAGUAGUACAAGUACAUUUUAGGCACAGUGAAGACAAAAACAGCCCGUUUGAAUGCUGCUUGAUGUCUUUCCCUUCUCCGUCUCUAAUAGGUGAUUGAGGCCAUUAUUGGUGAUGCUGAUCAUGUUAAAUGAUAUGUAUGUAUGUCAGACAAGGCUGGUUGCUAGAUAUCUUUUUGUUUGCCCGUCACAUUUCCACUUUUGACAGCUGAAUACACACAAACACAGAGACAAAGUUCAGCUUGCAGAAGCUGUAGAUAUUAGAGAAAUUUUCCUAAGUUACUGAGUAUUAAAAUUUAGAGAUAUUUUACUAAAACCAGGAGUGUGCAAUCCAGCCAAUUUCAUUGAUUGUGGUGAGGGCUGAGAAAGGUUGAUGAUCUAUAAUUUUACAAAGAGGUACCCUACAAAUAUUGUCAAACAUGGCUUUAAAACUUAACUUUAGAUCAGAUCUUCAUAUUUAGUCACAAUACCAUUAGCAAUCUUUAUGCAACAGCUUACUGAGCAACCUGGGUCAUAACAUUUGAGAAUAGUAUGUAAAGAGAAAAACCCAAUCUUUCUAUUUUUAAAACAAACUUUGUAAAAACAAAAAACAAACCCAUAUGCUGCAUUUUUCUUAGUUAAAAGAUUAUGAUUAGUUCAGAUAGAGAAUAUGUAACAAUUGUAAAUAAUAAAAGUAAAUCUAUCAUUUUCUACCAGCAGUUUUCUGCUUCUUGGAUAUACAUUAAUUGGUAUGGUAAUUUUGUGUGCCUUAGAUUUACAUUUUAAGAACUGUAUAUUUUUUGUGAACCUAAAAUUUAUUAAACAUAGCUGUCAUUACAAUAAGUAGGGUGAAAUCAUCCAGCAGCUCAUCUGUACAGUUUUUUCCUAAUUUAAUCAUUCUUUCUAGUAAUUCUGAAUUUGGGGGGGAGGGGGGGGGAGUCCUGGGAUAAUCCUUCACUGUAUGUGGAAAACAUCUACACUUCAUCCUAGUUUGACAAUCUGCUUAUGCUUAUAAUAAGUCCCAUUGAACAUAAUGGGUUGAUUUCUGAAUGAAUGUAUGUAGGAUGGUAUUGUUACCACUUGACAUUUAUAGGGCAUACACUACUAAUAAACUGUUUAGGCUUAAAUUCCUUUUGAUUCCUUUUAUAUAGAUACCACAGCAGAAAAUUCAGAUGGUGGCAAUAGUAGAAAAAAAAAGUUGACUCAAAUUAUGAAGAUUUGGCAUUUUCCCUAAUAGAAGAUCUCUUAAUUACUGGAGUAGUUUAGUGUUUUCCCCUGUAUACCUACAGAAAAUUUACUGCUAUAUUUGCUAGCAGAUACCAGCUCUUAAACAACAGUGCUCAAUAGGGAAAUCACAUAUGUCCACCUAAUCAGACAGUAAGGAAUAUAAUCUAUUACUUGGAAGUCCACUGAUGAGGUUCCAUAGGGUAUAUUUGCAUAGAAUGCAUUAAAAUGGAAAUGCAUGAUUGUUUUUAACAGCUAAUAAAUGUUUCAUUAGAUACAUCAGAUUACCCAAACAUUGAAAACAUACUGCUGAAAUUAAGAAAUAUUGUUAAAGUUUUGUCUGGGUUCAGCCAUAUAUUUUAAUUAUCAUAAAUUUGUAAAAACAAUACAGCUUACAAAAUGGUAGCUGCAUCUAAAAGGUAAUGUUUCUCAUUGUACUAUCUCACUUAAUUGCUGUUUUACAAGCCAACAUCCAUCAAGCAUGCAUGCAGAGUGAGAAUAUACUGUAAAUACAGCUGUAAGUUAUUUAUUGUAGCAUUUCAAAUAUUUAUCAUAGACACUGAUGUGCUUUGUGAAUUAGCUUGUAGCAGCAAAGAUUUAUGAUAACUUUACCUAUGUCGUAAGAGCAAUUCCUUGGGCAGUUACAGUAGCCUGAAGAUCUGUAUGGUUUAAGGUUCAAUCUGGCUGUCUGGAGUUGCCAGGAAAUAAAAUGCAUAGUUUUCAAGAUUUUAUUGAAACAACACUCUAUUGAUGAAAUUGUCUGUAAAGAAUAUACUUGAGGCAUCUAAUGAUUUUGGUCCUGUGUUGAAUGCAGGAGUGUUACUUAAAUUUGACAAAAAACAUUGCAAACAUUCAUUGUGUGGCCCCUUUAAAUGAGAAAUAUCAAAGCAGUUAAUUGUCAGAACACACUAACAUGUCAUUAAAAAUGCUCUAUUAAAAAAACCCAGGAGUUACAGCAACAUCUCUAAAGAAGGUAUUUUCAAACUUUGCAGUGCCAUGUACUCAGAAUCUGCAUUAAAUAAUACAAAUUAACAAAUGGGAACCCUUGAAAAAUGUAGUGAUUGUGACU